Molecule: messenger RNA, 2451 nt
Organism: Cylas formicarius (sweet potato weevil)
Lineage: Eukaryota; Metazoa; Arthropoda; Insecta; Coleoptera; Brentidae
Gene: tor
Product: tyrosine-protein kinase receptor torso-like
Exons: 14
Coding region: 28-2436 (802 amino acids)
Biological process (GO): positive regulation of kinase activity; cell surface receptor protein tyrosine kinase signaling pathway; multicellular organism development
Cellular component (GO): signaling receptor complex
Molecular function (GO): protein binding; transmembrane receptor protein tyrosine kinase activity; ATP binding
Source: RefSeq, a predicted model, not a curated record
AUAACAUGGAAAGCAUUCUUUUUAUUGAUGUGCUGCGUUUACUCGACUUUAGGAACAAUUUUAGGUAAUUGGACAACUAUGUGUUUGGACUGCCUGAACGUAACAGAUAUUUCCGCUGAUCACUCCUGUGAACUACAACGCUGCGUCUCAACAAAGAGUUGUCGUCAUCAAAUUGAUUUAACGAGCACUGAGAUACGGAAUGGGGCACACUCUCCCGAAAUUUUGUGCCAAGACGAACAAUACUUGAUAGUAGCGUUUAAUCAUACCGAACACACCCUAUAUUUUAUUGAGUAUCGCACACACAACGGCAACAUGACCCAUGUUUCGAAUUUCUCACUAUGCGGUCACAUUUUGGUGCAGAAGCUAGAACCCCAUACCAGAUAUGUAUUGUACUUGUGGGCGGUUUCUCUGCGAGAUGGUAUCGUCACUAGAAGUCGAAUUGUGGAAUCUCCGAAGCGAAUUCCAAACACUAAAAUUUCACCAGUUAACAAACUGGUUUUAAAAAGUUUGUCAUUGGAAAACAAAAUAUAUACAGCAACCAUUAGCUGGGAGCCAGGAGCAGGCCUAUCCUGCUACUACGAGGUGCUAUGGUACAAAAAAAGCCAACCAGGGUUAUAUAGACAGGCCAAAAUCAAUCUCAGAGUACAAUAUUUUAAAGAAUACAACAUUACUAAAUUGGAAUUGGGUAAGAAGUAUCGCGUAUCUUUGAUGGCGACCAACGAAAACCGAACGAAGGAGAGCGAGAAGAAAUGGAUCCAGAUUAAUAUCCCCAGCUGCGUCGACACUUACCGAAAUCUCAACGAUUGCACUCCUCCGGUUCCAAACAAUUUAACUCUGACCAAAAGUGCAAAUAUCGCUAGUUCAAACGAUUCCAUUUACGACAUCACAUUGACUUGGAACAAGCCCAAACUAUUACCUAGUUAUUACACAGCAUCAUUUACAAAUAUACCCAAUGCGCAGGCCAACUCCACCACUAUCGUGGUAAAUGUGUCAGGGGUUCACAACUUUGCUAACUUCCAAAACGUCAUACUCGGUCAUUAUUUUCGAACCAAGCUAGUCGCAUGGUCUCAAGCAGGAUCCAGCCCACCAGCGGUGCUCUACAAUUCAACGCGCUUCAUACCAGAAACGGGAGAGCAUUUCCAAACAUUAGAACCUAAUUACUGGCGAUGGAUACCACCGAUCCUUGGUUCAGUCACGGCCGUUUUUGUUGUUUGGAGGAUCAUCCAAAGAAGGACCCGACUUAACUCGAUGGAUUACCUCAAAAUCGGUAACGCGAAGCUGACUUUUGUGGCAAAUAAAAACGUUUCGAAUAAAUACCAGACUGCGAAUUAUACUUCAAUGGAAUCGCACGAUUCCAAAUGGGAAAUCGAGGAACGCAAGCUUUUAUUGGAGUCCAUAACUGGAGUAGGAGCGUUCGGUAUUGUCCAAAAAGGUUACUACAACCUACAGUCGGAUAAAAGACUUGAGGUGGCGGUUAAAAUGCUGAAAGCAAAGUCCACCGAGGAUCAGGUGAAGCAGUUCUACGACGAGAUAGAGAUCAUGAAGACAGUACCAAAGCAUCAGCAUAUCGUUUACUUGAUUGGCGUAAUUACAAAAAACAGAUACCAAAAUCCGCUGAUGCUGGUGGAGUAUUGUUCCAAGGGAGACUUGCAGAGUUUCCUCAGAAAGGUGUGGAUCGCUCUAGGAGAAAAGGAUCACGACAAUAAAACCGACGACGAACUGGAGCCCAAAAUGUUCUCCAACAAAUUUUACGAGAUAGAAUCCAGCAUUUUUGAGGAUGAUCUCUCGUUGAAAUCCAAAGAUCUGUUGUCGUUUGCCAGACAAAUUGCCAUUGGAAUGGAAUUUCUAGCCAGCUUAAAAAUCAUCCACAGAGACUUGGCGGCUAGGAAUAUUCUGAUAACAAAGGAUAAUGUGUUAAAGAUAUCAGAUUUCGGAUUGAGUCGGGAUGUGUACACGAAUAACAUGUACCAAAAGACCACAGCCGGCAAGCUUCCAAUCCGAUGGAUGGCGCUGGAAUCGCUAACCCAUCAGAUGUACACCACCGAAAGCGAUAUAUGGUCCUUCGGGAUUGUAGUGUGGGAAAUCGUAACGCUCGGAGGCCAUCCCUACCCGACCAUUAAUUCUGAAGAUCUGAUUCAUCGCCUUAGAGGAGGAUUUCGGAUGGAAAGACCUCUGAAUUGCGAUGAGCAAGUGUACGGCUUGAUGCUGAAGUGUUGGGACGCGGUUCCGAAACAGAGGCCUCCAUUUGAGGAGUUGGUUGGGAUUUUCGAUAAACUCUUGGAAAACGAAAUGCAGUACAUCAACUUGGAGGACGCCAAAAAGUUAGAUAUAAAAUACUACCAAAACGUGGGAAAAGGUGAAAUUGGCAACAACAAAUACGAAUUUAAAGGCCAAUGUAUCCGAUAUGUUCAAUCAACUCAGAACAAAAUUGUUUGAUGUGAAUUGCCUUUA